GCCUGCGGCCUCUGAUAAAGGAAUUUAUACUUAAUCGAAGCAAAUUUCCUAUAAGUAUUGGCGGAAGGGUUUCUAUAGGGGUAACUACCGAAGCUUAGAGGGCAAUAAGACAAGUCAUGACCUGGAUGACUCGUUCUUUGCCGUGGGCAGCGAGGUGUGGGUGCUUAAUAGAGAUGGAAGAUUUUGUAGGAGUGGGCAACUUAGUAAGCCACGUAUAUAAUCCGACGUAUUCGUAUGAUUAUGUGAACAAUAUUUUCCCUCGGUAGUUUGGAAAUAUCUUUGUAUCACUUAGAACCUUUGUGGAUAAUAUCGGCCUUGACAACACUAAAUUGUUAUACUCACAUUCAUUUGUGUAAUAACCGCAUUCCUGUGUCUGUGGUGAAGUGAUUAGUGUUCAUGUUCAAGUCCAUCUUUCCGAACAAAUAUGUCAAAACAGGAGCCAUCCAAAUUUUACUACACUGAAUUUUCUAUUUAAUCAGUCGUAUGUCCAGAAAAAUAGCUUCAAAUUUGAUCAUAAUCCCAAAGACACCGUUUCAGAUAUUCGCCCAUAACGCAGCGCAUCUAUCAUCCAUUCAUCAUGUCUUCUCCGAAUCUUCUCAUCACCGGUGUAACCGGUUUUAUCGGCUUUAAGGUACUUCUAGACUCCCUCACGGCAGGUUAUACCGUUCGAGCCGCUGUUCGCUCCAUUUCCCAAUCUCAAUGGAUUCCCUCUCACCCAAGAAUCACUGCGUUAGGUGUCCCAGAUAAGCUAUCGUUUGUCGAAGUGCCCGAUAUUAUACGUGAAGGCGCUUACGAUCAAGCUGUCAAAGAUAUCACCUACAUCAUUCAUCUUGCUUCACCUCUCCCUUCUCCAGGCUUAGACCCCCAAACCGGCGUUUAUGAACCCAAUGUCAAAAGCGCUACAUCUAUACUUCAUUCUGCAAUCAAGGAACCCUCGAUUAAGAAGGUCGUCAUUACGUUUUCGGUAUUCUCCAAUAUACUCUUCCCGCCCGACGGAAAGGAGAUCACCGAAAAGUCUAGACUCCCUGAUGUACCAGGCCCCUUCGAUUCAACAAUCACAGCGUACAGUGCAGGCAAGAUUGGGGCUCUGAAUGCAGCCGAAAAGUUUAUCAAAGACAAUAAUCCAAAAUUCGCGGUCGUCAAAGUCAUGCCCGGCCUUGCUCUGGGUUAUGAUGAGAGAGCGACGGCCUUAGAGGGCAUUAGCGCUGGAACCAAUAGAAUGUUAUUGGGAAUCAUCACAGGCAAAACCAGUCCUGCGCCAUUCCCCGCUGGGGUUGGUGAUGUAGCUGAUGUUGCCAAGGUCCAUCUGCUAGCGUUGGGGGAUGGCGUCGUGGGGAGCUUCGGAGUAACGAAAAGGAAUACCUUCGACGAAGCUUGGGAAAUCGUCAAAAGACAUUUCCCUAAGGCCAUCGCGGAUGGCAUAUUUACCCAAGGUAGCCAACCAACAAUUCCAGUUGAUUGGAAUGCUCAUCAGACUGAAGUUCGUUUUGGAUUCGAUUUCAAAACGUACGAAGAUGCUGUUGUCGAAGUUGCUAACCAGUACCUUCAACUCUCCGGCAAAAAGGGGGCAUAAGUGAACCACGUAGUUACUCCAGCGUGUGUAUUGUGGACUUGGGAGCAACGACUUAUCAUUCCCAAUCGUUCAAUAAAACAAAUUCGAGCAACUAAUCUAAUUGAAGUUAAUUCAAGC
Hypoxylon trugodes is the source of this 1690-nucleotide messenger RNA. RefSeq names its product putative cinnamoyl-CoA reductase. Lineage: Eukaryota; Fungi; Ascomycota; Sordariomycetes; Xylariales; Hypoxylaceae. The record is from RefSeq and is a predicted model, not a curated record. Bases 578 to 1573 code for a protein of 331 amino acids. The transcript has a single exon. Gene Ontology annotation, molecular function: oxidoreductase activity, acting on the CH-OH group of donors, NAD or NADP as acceptor.